GAUGUCCGUGGAGGCGCAUGUGCUGUUGGCACUUCUAGUGGAAAGUUCCAUAAUGAAAAUAAGGAUGAAAGUGCAAAGUCCACCCCAACUCUUCCAAAAGUAGAUGAGUUUGGGAGAGUGGUCAGAGAAGGUGCUAGCGACAGUGACUCUGAUGAUUCUCACCAUAGAAGGCAUAGCAAAAGAGGCAGAAGCCGUAGCUGGAGUCGAUCACCUCCUGGUAGGAGGAGGCAGUGGCGACGGAGAAGUCCAAAAAGGAGAAGGGAGAGGCGAAGCCGAUCUCGCAGCUGGUCUCCCAGACAUCGAAGAAGUAGGAGCAGGUCCCCCUCAUAACCAUGCAGGUGAGUUCAUGGGUGAUCGAGUGAGACGGGACAAAGGUCAAGUUCCAGACUGUUUUGAUUUCCUUAGAGGCAGGUGCUACCGUGCAGCGUUUUGUCGGUAUCGACACCAUGAUAGAGACGAGGGUGAUGGAUCUAGGCACUAUAGGAGGAGCAAACAACAGUACCUGGAAAUGCAUCCUAGCUCAAAGAAAUCUAGUGUUGUAGAAGAGAUCAAGAAUAUUCCUCUAAAAGCAUCAGAUGCUAAGCUUGAAGAAAUCAAUAUGGAUAUGUCUUGUGGCAGCUUUGGUGCGACAGAAAGUGGCAACUUUGAGAGUGACACUCUGCAAUCCUUUAUCCCUCAUACAGCUGGUCAACUAAUUGAUGCUGAUGUAACUAAAUUUGAUAGUUCUAAAGAGGGUGCCGCUAAAUUUCCAGAGAGGCAAAGUAUUCUAGAAGAGCCAAAAGAGGUUAUCGUGCACAGUUGUAACAGUUUUAUGAAAAAAACAGAAUGUCAUCACCCAUUUCUUCUCAAUGCAGUUUGUCCUUCGAAAUUCUCCGCAUUUCAACAACCUCAACCAAAUCUUUCAGGUGGAAGGGUUCAGAAUGCUGAUCAUCCUCAGACAGAUAACUUGUCUAUAUCUGAUUCAUCAGCCAAUGGAAGAUCAUCAACUGCCCUUAACAAUCCUACUGCAAGUGAUAUUCCAAUUGAAACAGAGAAUCUACAUCUUUCUGCCCAGUUGCCCCCUCCUCAGCUCCAGCUCCCAUUCUCACAGGGCGUGAAUGCUCCUCAUAUGGAACAACCACCAAAGGAUCCUGGUAAAAGUUUUCCUCCUUAUAUGUUACCUGGUCAACAAUCAUUCUUCUCUGUACCUUCAACUUCCCUGCCACCGCCACCCCCACAUCAUAAUUCAAAUGUAAGAAGUGCAACCCCUGGUAUUUCUUCACAAUUUCAGCAGGCUCACUUGCCUUCAAGAAAUAACAUUGAUUCUCAAACUUCUCCAGACCCUACACGAAUGAGUUGGCUACUUAUUCUCAAGUUGGUGAUUUUCCGUACAGAUCUUAUGCUACUACAAGUGAGUCUCAUCAACCUUUCUUGCAUGCAGAAGAUUUUAGACUGA
Molecule: messenger RNA, 1435 nt
Organism: Tripterygium wilfordii
Lineage: Eukaryota; Viridiplantae; Streptophyta; Magnoliopsida; Celastrales; Celastraceae
Exons: 3
Coding region: 104-1435 (443 amino acids)
Molecular function (GO): metal ion binding
Source: RefSeq, a predicted model, not a curated record